AUGGAAAGUCGACGACAUUCCAUUUCUCAAGGCCUUCAAAAUGGAGUCCGUCGGUUUUCCGAAGGAUUUCUUCAACUUACGAAUGCAGACGUGAGGACUUUUUUGAACUUUGGUUUUAAGGGCACUCCGUUCAUUCAGGACAAUAUAUCUCAGCUGCUUAUUUAGAUAUCAAACAGUUCUCAACUGAUAAAUUGCCUGGGAACACAUAAUGCACAUUUUAUCAGUUGACAGCUAUUUGAUAUCUCGAGUGGUUGCUGAGAUACAUGGUCAGGGAGUGGUCUUCUAUUACAGUAUUUACAGUAGAAUAGUAACUGCUUGUUCAGCGUAUGCUGGAUCUUCAUGAUCUGGGAAUGCACAACGUGGCAUCCGAGUACCAGUUGGUUGCGAAAUGGGAUCAAGACGAAGAGAAGCCGCUGGGACCUCCGCGCCGAAAGCUGACUUAUGUGGAAAUGAAGGAGAAGAUCACGUGGGUUUAUCACCGUCUUCUUUUGUCCUGGAAUAACCGGAUUCGGGUGUGAAAUGCCUUUCAAAAGUGUCUCGGGGGGAGGGUAGUGCAGAAGUGUUUUCUCCCGUUAUCAUGCAACUCAAAUCCCUAUUUCCUUCACAAAACCGGGACGAUGUGUCGAUCGGAGAAGAUAAAAUUGGGUGAGAGACGCAGAGAAAAUUCUGAUUUUUUGGAGACGAAAAGUGCGAAUCCGCGGUGUGAUUUAUUAAGGUGCCCUUUUCGAAUCGUCAUGAUUCUCGUUCUCGCCUCGUACUUGCAUGGCAUGAAACUAGGAAGUUGAAGAAAGUUUUUGUUCUGGCCACCAAAACCAGCUAGACCAAUCUUUGCCUUUCCCGCUUUCCUUAUUCUCCCUAACAGCUAUUAUAUAUCCGAUUCGUAAAAGCGAAAAAUGACUGUCAUGUUGCCAUCCGAAAGUAUUGUUAAUCUGGAGAAUUUUCAAAAAGCAAUUAGGUACAGAACCAAUGAUUACUGUAGACGAUCACAAAACGUUUUCAGUUCGAAAUUCGCGCUCAUCAAUCUGAUGAAAGGAAUGCUUGGUGCCGGAUGUUUCUCAGUGCCUCUCGCCUUCAAACAAUCUGGAUACAUGGUUUCAUAUCACCUUAUUUUCCCACAUUAUCUUUUCGUUUAGGCCGGUCUUUUUAUCAUUCUCGUUCUUGGAUUUCUAUCCGCAUUAUGCAUGAUCAAACUCGUCAAAUGUGCUGGAUAUCUUUCGAAAAUGCAAGUUCUUCCAGUAUUAUUGUACUCUCCAAGAAUGAUAAACUUUCAGAAACCAAUCGGCUCCGUUGGACUACGGAAAUAUGGCCUACAAGGCUACACAAGCUAGUUUCAAACCCAUUCGGAGGUUGGCGCCCGUGUCUAGGUUUCAGAUUUCGGGUUUCAGUUCAAAUUCGGGGUCUUUCAGAGCAAUAGUGAACACUUCCCUUUGCGUGCUCCAGUUCGGAAUCUGCUGCUGCUUCUACAUCUUCGUAGUCUAUCACCUGCACGAGGUACCGUGCCCAUUCUUCUCCUACCUUUCCACUUUCCACAUGUUUGUAGCUCCUCGAAUUCGUGAUGGAGUCUCCUCCAAGCCGGGAGGCACUGUUCCCCAUCGUCCUUCCCGCUUUCCUCCUCCUCGUUUCCCUCUCCUCAAUGCGUGCGCUCUCGCUCGUCUCUCUUGGCGGAAACUUUCUGAUGCUGAUUGCAUUGGCUGUUAUCAUGUUUGUGAGUUUACAGAAGGAAUCUAGAAAAACACUUGCUCCAAACAUUCCAGCAACUGAUGACGACGGAGCACAAGAAGCUCGAGGAGCUGCCUCCGGUGACCGAUCUGGUCGGAGUUGUCAGUGCGGCCGGAGCCAUUUUGUAUGCUCUGGAGGGGCAGGCAAUGGUACUUCCCCUGGAGAAUCGGAUGAAGAAACCGGAGGAUAUGACGGGUUAGUUUUAUUGAAAUGGAAAUGGUGAGCGACUAAAAACUGAAAACUGACAAUACUCAAUCGAAAUGACCCGUUUCCUUCACGCUGCACGACCUCUCGAAUGAACGCGAGAAUCUGGUGUCUCAACUCGUUUCUGUCGACGUCGUCAGCACCGACGGAACCAUGAUUCACAUUAGGCUUUGGAGUAUGCUAUCAAGAGCCUUUUUAUCAGAACCGUACAUCUUCAAAAUGAGAGAAAUCUGGAGAGUUAGGAGAAAAACGAGGAAAACGGCAUUAUUGGAAAGAGAGGGAAAGUUGUAGGGAAAGGAUUCGAACACAAAUGAUUUGCUGCCGAAUUUUCGCUGUGUUCGGCACGUGUACAACUACAUUUCUUGCUUAGCGGACAAGCUCCGAUGCUUCAUCAUCCCGUGCGGCCGAGUGGCCUCGUAAAUUAUAGGUUCCUUCCGCGGAAAGGCAGCAAGCUGAAAAUGAAAUGAAUCACGUCGGCGUCUUGUCGGACCGCCAUCUCCUUGCCACAUUUCAUCCGUCUUCCAAUCUUCCAACCCCUUAUUACUCGGCCUCAAUUCCGAUUUUGUUCCCUUCCUUGUCGCCGAAUGUACACCACAAACCAGGAGAACAACCACUUGUACUCUUUUCGAAGAAGGAUCAUGAGGAUGACGUUUGUGAGAGCCACCUCAUUCGUCAGACCAUUCACUGCGAAAUGGGUAACACUCUUUUUCUGCUCUUUUUUCGUAUUUCACAUUAGCUGGCCAAAGCGGCUCUUCGCGCCCACAAAAAUGGAAGAUGAAUUGGUUUUAGAACGGACGAAAAGGCGGAUUUAUUUUAUUAGAAACAGAAAGGGUACGUAAGCAAAAAGAAAGCUUCAGAGAGAGAGAGGGAAAGAGGAAUAAGCUUCUAGUCGAGGAGAAAUUUCUGCGAGAGUGUACGGAAGACUAUUGGAUAGGGAUGGUUAUCAGGAAGAAGAUGUGUUCGGGGGAGAUGGUUCGUUUUGGCCGACGUCUACCGCUUCUUGGUGCUCAUAUUCCUCGACGACGUUCGGAAGAGCUGAAGUUUUUGACUGUUCGUCAGUUGUUAGAAUGAUUCAACUCACCUUCGUUGCUGUUGUUGUUCAAAUCCAAGCCCAAACGCGUUCGGAGACGUUGUUCGAGAAGAGCAGUCUGCUCCCGAAUGACCUGCUGAAAGUGCAGAACGGUGUCGUGAAGGACUCGGUUUUCCUGGACAGCUUCUUCAAUUGAACGCAGCAGACGAAUCUCCAACUCGAGAUCCUCCGGAUCUUGCUCAUUGUCAACGGGGUUCACUUCUUCUUCCACUUCCACCUCUGCCGGAAUAACAGCUUCUUCGGCUUGGACUUGAACUACAGAAACGCUAGAAAGGGACGAUUCCUUAAUUCUUGAACAGCACAUGUUCGUACUCGGACGGCGAAUAAAAGUAAAAAAAGAGGUUUGGAUGUGCUGUUGGGUGUCGAGCUACGAAUGACUUGAGGCCGUGCUCGUGGGCCACGCCUCCUUCAGAAGACGUUGUAGAGAAGAGAGAAGAGGAAAUUUGGAAGGGGAAAGAAACGUCACAGAGUCGCAAUGUUUCAGGACCUUUCGGAGUGCUGAGUGUUGGCGUCGGAAUGGUCGUCGUCAUUUACUCGUUCGCUGGAUUCUUCGGUUUCUUGGCUUACGGAAAUAAUGUUCAGGACUCCAUUACCCUUAAUCUCCCAAAUGAUCAGUAAGGAAAGCAAAUUAAGAAACGUUCAGAGAACAAAACAUUUCAGUCUCGGCAUUUUCGUGAAAGCAGUGCUUCUGGCAGUUGUGUACUCUGGAUUCCUGAUUCAAAUAUUCCCGAUCGUUGCGAUGGUGUGGCCAAUGAUUAAGAAGAAGCUGAAGAAGACGUGCGGAGUGUCCACGACCACCAAAAGAGUCGUCCAUUUCGCCUUCCGCUAUGCCAUUGUGCUCGUCGUCUGUGAGUUUACACACGAAAAAGGACCAUUCCGUUCCGUUCUUCCAGUCAUGCUCUCCUACGCGAUUCCCCGUCUGUCCGACAUGGUUCCGCUGGUCGGAGUGACUGCUGGAAUGCUGCUCGCCCUCGUCUUCCCCUCCCUGUUUCACCUCCUCAUCUUCCUCCCUCAGUUUGAGUGCAGUCCCGGUUUCCUUCUCAAAAUCCUCCUCGACAUCGUCUGCAUCAUCAUCGGAAUGUUCUUCGUCAUCUAUGGCUUCAUCUGCAACGUGCAACACCUUUUGCAAUGA
Molecule: messenger RNA, 4145 nt
Organism: Caenorhabditis sp. 36 PRJEB53466
Lineage: Eukaryota; Metazoa; Nematoda; Chromadorea; Rhabditida; Rhabditidae
Source: the annotation of a GenBank genome assembly